CACACAUCUCGAUCAUCACCACACAUCAUUUACUAAUCUAGUAGAUCAAACAUCUCAAACAAAGUAAAAGAUGAAACAAUUUAUCGUCUUCGCAUGCCUUGUGGCUCUGGUUGCUUGCGAACCACCAAGCCAAUACGGCCCACCCCAUAGAAACAACUACAACAACAACCAAGGAUACCAGAAUAACAAUAACCAACAGUACAACUCCAACAACAAUGCGCGUAUCCUCCGCUACGACAGCGAAAACAACGGUGAACAAGGAUACAAAUACGCCUAUGAGACCGAUGAUGGUACAUCUGCCCAGGAACAAGGAUACCUGAAGGAUGCUGAUACCGCCGCUGCCCAAGGCAGUUACCAAUUCGUCGCCCCCGAUGGCCAACAGUUCUCUAUCACGUACACUGCUGAUGAGAACGGUUACCAGCCACAGGGUGCCCACAUCCCAACUCCACCACCAAUCCCAGCUGAUAUCCUCAAGGGCCUGGAACAGAACCGUGAAGAAGAAGCGCGUGGUAUCUUCGACGAUGGCCAAUACCGCCCUGAUGCUGCCCCACAUCAACAGUACAACCAACGCAACAACAAUAACAACAACAACGCCUACAAGUACUAGUCUGUAGUUACAUUUAUACAUCUACACUUAAGAAUUGAAAUAAAUAUGAGAUAAAAUUA
This is a messenger RNA of Dalotia coriaria, 666 nucleotides long. Its product is annotated as cuticle protein CP14.6-like. The coding region runs from base 71 to 607 and encodes 178 amino acids. Gene Ontology annotation, cellular component: chitin-based extracellular matrix. Lineage: Eukaryota; Metazoa; Arthropoda; Insecta; Coleoptera; Staphylinidae. The transcript is spliced from 2 exons. Gene Ontology annotation, molecular function: structural constituent of chitin-based larval cuticle. The record is from RefSeq and is a predicted model, not a curated record.